Messenger RNA from Truncatella angustata, 5319 nucleotides. RefSeq names its product Sec1-like protein. Bases 1 to 5319 code for a protein of 1772 amino acids. Lineage: Eukaryota; Fungi; Ascomycota; Sordariomycetes; Amphisphaeriales; Sporocadaceae. Gene Ontology annotation, molecular function: protein binding; oxidoreductase activity. The transcript is spliced from 8 exons. The record is from RefSeq and is a predicted model, not a curated record. Gene Ontology annotation, biological process: vesicle-mediated transport.
AUGGCUCAUCAUGUGGGGUUCGAUACCGAACAGAUCAAAGACAAGGCGCGGAAAGAUCUGUUAUAUCUGCUUGAGGCUGUUCGCGGAAAGAAGAACCUCGUGAUCGAGCGAAGCUUGGCUGGCCCCAUCGGUGUGGUCGUCAAGGUCUCAACUCUGCAAGAGUACGGUGUCGACAAAUUCUUCUUUUUGGAAAACAACAAUGCCGAUACAAGUCAGCGCAAUGUAGUGUUCAUGGCACGGGGCGAGUGCGCCCGCCACGCCCAGACCAUUGCAGAACAGAUCAAGCGACUCCAACGUGAGAGCCAGACUGGUCAUGAGUUUCACAUAUUCUGGGUGCCUAGACGAACACUAGUAUCCGACAAGCUUCUGGAGGAAACUGGUGUGCUGGGAGACGUCAACAUUCAUGAACUCCCAAUAUACUUCUUUCCUUUGGAGCGCGAUGUGCUUUCUCUUGAACUUGACGACUCAUUCCGGGACUUGUUUCUGUCCAAAGAUACCACACCAACCUUCUUAAUCGCCAAAGCUCUCAUGGGUAUACAAUCUAAACAUGGUCUUUUCCCGCGAAUCAUUGGCAAAGGUGACAAUGCGAAACGAGUAGCAACGUUGCUCUCACGAAUGCGACAAGAAGUUCUGGCCGGCGACAGCGCUAAUGAGGCAGCAAAAAAUGGGCAGACACCAAGCAACUCGACUGAAAGUGCCAUCAUCAUUGAUCGUGAAGUCGACAUGGUCACACCGUUGCUCACGCAACUGACAUACGAAGGACUCAUCGAUGAAGUGUUCGGCAUUCAGAACAACCAAACUGAUGUGGACUCGACUAUUGUUGGAGCCCCCGCUCAACCGCCCUCUCAAGGCACGUCCAAUACUCCAGCUGCGAACCCUCCGACAAGAAAGCGCAAGAUCCAGCUCGACUCCUCAGACAAGCUCUACGAUGGGCUUCGUGAUACAAAUUUCGCCAUUGUCGGCACCUUACUCCACAAAGUGGCACGGCGCUUGCAAACCGACUAUGAUAGUAGGCACACUUCGAAAACAACUGCCGAACUCAAAGCUUUUGUCCAAAAAUUGCCUGGCUAUCAAGCGGAACAGCAAAGCUUAAAGAUACACACGGCACUUGCCGAGGAAAUAAUGAAGCACACUCGAACGGAUCAGUUCAGUCGACUGCUCGAGGUGCAGCAGAACCUCGCUGCCGGUGCCGACCCAAGCUCGCAGAACGAUGUCAUUGAGGAAUUGAUAGCACGAGAUACACCACUUCCAGAGGUGCUGAGACUUGUGUGUAUAUACUCGUGUAUCUCUGGAGGCCUCAAAGCCAAGGAGUUUGACCACUUCAGGCGGUUGAUCCUGGAAGGUUAUGGGUAUCAACACCUGCUGACACUGAAUAAUCUGGAGAAGCUGCAGUUAUUCCUCUCGCGUUCUUCACCACUGGCAGGUAUGAUUCCAAUGCCUGGAUCCGCGGCGGCGACGGGAACCAAGACGAAUUACACAUAUCUUCGCAAACAGUUACGAUUAAUUGUCGAUGAAGUCAACGAGCACGAUCCAAACGAUAUCGCCUACGUCUACAGCGGCUACGCACCUCUUUCGAUUCGACUUGUACAAUGUAUACUACAGAAACAGUACCUCCUUUCUAUAACUCGCAGUAGUGGCGCCUCAGGUGUGGGCACUGUCGCAAAUAGCGGUGCUCAGGGUUGGCGAGGAUUCGAUGAGGCUGCAAAACAUGCUCGGGGGCCGACAUUUGAUGAAGUUCAGAAAGGUGAGGAUAAGGCAGUCAAGGCUCGAGCACUACUUUCGGGCGGUGGCGAUAAGAAAACAGUGUUCGUGGUGUUUGUAGGUGGCAUCACUUUCACCGAAAUCGCUGCGUUACGGUUCAUAGCAAAGAAAGAAGAAGGUAUGUUGAGUUUUCGUAUUUGGAUACCUGUCACUAUUACGGACGUUUGCCUAACAUCUGUGUACCCAGCCCGAAGAAACAUCGUCAUAUGCACCACGUCGAUCCUCAGCGGAAACAAAAUGAUGGACGCCGCAAUUGAGAAAGAAUCGCAAGAGGGUCAGGAUCAGGGUCAAGGUCAGCUUCCGUGUCGGGCAUGUGCCAUCGGUUGCUGGUAUAGCUAUCACACGGAAUCUUCUACCUCUAGGGGCACUCCUGGGACUGAGUCGGAGAUCAUAGUACGCGUAGACGGUAUGGAGUACGAUAUGGACAGUCCUGCCUCUGCUCCCGUAAUACAAGAUGAUUCUGAGAAUGGCCUGGAUCGGAAGAUACCUGUCAACUCGAUACUUCUCCGUCUUCAAGACAGCGUAAGAAAGUCCUCGGAGUCCGCCGUGUCAGACGAAUCAGAUUUAUCUUCACCUCCGCACUCACCUAUCAGCAGCAAAGCGACUACACCUGCCCAUGUUACCGAUUCGAAAGAAUCGAUAGCAACGGCAACCUCCUUGAAAGCCACACGCGGCCUCCCCCCACCAGCUAGACCAACAACAAGAACGACGACGACGACGACGACGACGACGACGAAACAGAUUUUUGAUGUCCGACCAAAGGUGUCGAUACCAACAGACUUAGCACCGUAUGACUAUGCGAAUCAAUGCAUCGCAGCAGCAGAGCACUCGAGGCUAAAUCCGUAUGCACUGCAUCAAGAGGAGUACCAGAUGCUGCGGGAACAUAUCAGUCACGCACAAGUCACGACCUAUCUCAAUAUUCGUAACGGAAUUCUAAGAUUAUGGAUGCAUAACCCCAGCAUCGGUGUUUCUCGAGAUGAGGCCAUCGGGUGUGCAAAGGACCGUAGGUGGUUUAAUGUUGCAUAUGUCUGUUACGAAUGGCUGCUACGCCGUGGAUACAUCAACUAUGGCUGUGCGGAAAUUAUUUCUUCAAAGAAGCGUCGCACUAAGAUUGUGAUCGGUGCCGGGAUGUCUGGACUCGGGUGCGCAAGACAGCUGGAGGCACUGUUCAAGCAGUAUGCUGGGCAGUUUGGCGAUUUGGGGGAAGAUCCUCCAAAAGUCAUAGUGCUGGAAGGACGAAGUCGCCUAGGUGGUCGAGUCUACUCACGCUCGAUUGAUGGCAGCCAGUGCCAGCAUUUGAUGGAUUUCAAAGGGCAAAGACUCAGUGUUGAAUGUGGUGGCAUGAUUAUUACUGGCUUCGACCGAGGCAACCCCAUGAACGUCCUGGUGAGAGGACAGAUGGCGUUGCCAUACUACCCGCUGAGACCGGACACGACACUAUACGAUUCGAACGGCAAACCAGUCGACUCAGACCGAGAUUUGAAGGUAGAACAGCUCUUCAACGAUUGUCUCGAACGAGUAAGCAAUUACAAGUUCAAGAACCCUCCUUCCAAACUCAUAGAAGGCAACAAACUUUUGAUGGAUGAGGGUAAAGACAGCACGUCAGAUGGAACCCAAACUAUCGCUCACGCUGAAGAGGUGGCAGCUGCUCAGCCACAGGCGUUGCCCGUUUCAGAGCAAAGUCUAGCUCCCCAAGUCAAGCUCGUUCCUGUGUCCACGGACAAGACGACAGGUAAGCCCCAUGUCGAGCCGGGCACCGCUGCUACAUUGAUCGCAGCAUACAAAGCCCAAAUGAUGGGCUGGGCUCUGAAGGAAGGUAUCUCGGAGGAGCAAGAUCUUCAAUUGGAAACACUGGCCAAAUCAGACAACGUAACACUAGGGUCACUCCUAGACGAAUCAAUAGCUCAGUACAGGGAUAUAGUUGAUUUGAACGCACAAGACUACAGGCUCAUGAAUUGGCAUAUUGCCAACCUGGAGUAUAGCAACGCAACAAACCUCAGGAAUCUGAGCUUGGGAUUAUGGGAUAUCGAUGCUGGCAAUGAAUGGGAGGGAAAGCACACCAUGGUUGUCGGCGGAUACCAAAGUGUUCCCUGGGGUCUCGCGCAAGCACCAUCUAAACUGGAUAUUCGGAAAAAUUGUGCCGUCAAAAAGAUCACCUAUGAUCCGGCAGGCAGUGGAACUGCAACUAUCGUGUGCGAAGAUGGUGUCAUGAUCGAUGCUGAUCACGUCGUUUCAACCAUUCCUUUGGGUGUGCUAAAGCAUGGAAACGUUGAAUUUGACCCUCCUCUGCCGUCGUGGAAAACAGAUGUCAUUGGCCGCCUGGGCUUUGGUGUCCUGAACAAGGUAGUCCUUGUCUACCAGCAGCGUUUCUGGGAUACUAGUCGUGAUAUUUUUGGCGUUCUUCGGAAUCCACCGUCACGCCACAGUCUUAAACAGAACGAGUACUCUUCACCCCGUGGCCGCUUUUUCCAGUGGUUUGAUGUGUCACAUACCAGCGGCGUGCCGGUAUUGCUUGCUCUCAUGGCUGGCGACGCUGGUUUUGACACCGAGUCCUCUAAGAAUGAUACGCUGGUCGAAGAAGCCACUGAGGUUCUCCGCAGUAUUUAUGGUGGCAAGGUCCCACAGCCUGUUCAUGCGGUUGUCACGCGAUGGGGCUCUGACAAGUUUGCCCGUGGUUCGUAUUCUUCAGCAGAUCCGUCCAUGAAACCUGACGACUACAACACGAUGGCUCGCUCUGUUGGCAAUCUCUUCUUCGCCGGCGAGCACACUACGGGUACUCAUCCAGCAACCGUCCAUGGGGCGUAUCUAUCAGGCCUCCGCGCAGCUUCGGAAGUUAUUGAUACUUUGUUGGGUCCGAUUAAAUUACCUACACCCUUGAUCAUAUCCAAGGAGUCAAGCUCAACCCAAGGGUUAAAGCGGAAAUCCGAUGUUACACCUCUAUCUCCCAAAGCAACUAAACAGGCCCGUAUAGAUGCCCAUGAUUUAGCUGCUUCACAGCACAUUGCCAGUCUUAUUGGAAAUCGGCCCUGGCCCCCUCGAAAACCCGCUGGCAACCCCUACCUCUUGUAUAGUAAGGACAACUACGAAGUCGCCCGGAAGCAGUGUGCAGAAGUCCGUCGCCCUGGUAAGGGCAAGAGCAAGCCCAGCCCGAACGAAGUCCGCAUCAUGACUAGUAAGAUGUGGAAAGAAGCAAGUCCCAUGGUGAGACAGCCCUAUGAGGAUCAAGCAGCUGAGCAGAAGCGCGUCUAUAGUGAUACAUUGAAGGAAUGGGAGAAAACUGUCGUGGAUUGGGACAUCAAAGCCAUUGCGAUCAGAAAAGACUGGGAAGAUAACGGCAACAAGCUCGUGCUAGACAACACCCUGCCGGAAGAACAUGGUGGUCAAAGGCGGCGCAGCAUGAUAGAUUACAACGUCUGUAUGGAGGGUUGGGGGUUUGGGGACUUAGGAAUUGGUGUUCGGUGCCGGGCUUUAUGGGUGCGUGAUACCAAGCGCUUUGCAUAUAUGACUACUGGCAGUGUUUGCCAGAGGUCCGGAUACAUAUGGGCUUCCUGGGAUUGA